Messenger RNA from Manihot esculenta (cassava), 1598 nucleotides. Its product is annotated as sufE-like protein 1, chloroplastic/mitochondrial. Lineage: Eukaryota; Viridiplantae; Streptophyta; Magnoliopsida; Malpighiales; Euphorbiaceae. The record is from RefSeq and is a predicted model, not a curated record. The coding region runs from base 259 to 1386 and encodes 375 amino acids. The transcript has a single exon.
CCUCUAAUUUCUCUAUUAUCUUUCUAUUCAUUUCUCAUCCUUGAAUUCCUUUUUUUCUCUUAUUUCCCCUCAUGAAUUUGCCCUCGUUUUCCCUCUACACAAUUCAGAUCCAAACAAGGGGCAAGACCAAAUGCUUUUUGCCUUCGCCUUUAAAAAUGUAUUUUUCUUUCAAGGGCCGGGCUCUGUGUCCUCGGAAAUAGUCCUCUUCUGCUCCCAGAUUCCCCAGAGUCAUCUGUUUCAGCUACACACACGGUGACCAUGGCUGCUUCAAUCUCUACUUCCCUCCGCUUAUUCACAACCAGAGUUCCAAUAUCUUCUUAUUCAUUAAAACCACUAAUCUCAACAGUAAAACCCAUAAAUCUAUCCUUCUAUAUUUUCUCUAGGCCUAUAUCUUUCGACAGUAUCGCUACGAAAAAGCCAUCGCCAGUGCUUGUAUCAGCAUCAAGCGCUGCUUCUCUGCAACCCAUUGAAGAACUCCCUCCGAAGCUUCAAGAGAUUGUCAAGCUCUUCCAAUCUGUUGCGAAACCCAAGGCUAAAUACGAGCAGCUCCUUUUUUAUGGCAAGAACUUGAAACCACUCGAUACCCAAUUCAAAACGAGAGACAACAAAGUAGAAGGUUGUGUAUCCCAAGUUUGGGUCCGGGCAUAUUUAGACACCGAUAGGAAUGUUGUAUUUGAGGCUGAUUCGGAUUCGGUUCUGACAAAGGGGCUUGCAGCUUUGCUUGUUCAAGGGCUUUCGGGGCGGCCAGUGGAUGAGGUUUUGAGGGUUUCGCCAGAUUUUGUGGUGCUUCUUGGAUUGCAACAGAGUUUGACCCCUUCAAGGAAUAAUGGGUUCUUGAAUAUGUUAAAAUUGAUGCAAAAGAAGGCACUUGAGUUGUAUUUGGAGGCUGAGAAGGGUAGUGGGCUUGGGUCGAAUUCUGGGAAUGUUGACAGGGAAAAUCUGAACGAUGGAUUGAGUAAGAAAAAAGAGAAUAUUGAAGUGAAAGGUUCAAAUAGCGGUGCUGGUGUUGAGAACUCGAGUAUUGCAAUGAAUUUGAGUGAGAAUUUUGUUUCGAGUUCGGAAUCCAAAGUUGGUGGUGGUGUUGGUAAGGAUUCAGAUAAUUUAGGGAGUAGAGGAAAAAGAAUUAAGGAGAUAUUGGAGAGAGAGUUAAGUCCCACUGAAUUAGAAGUGGAGGAUAUCUCUUAUCAGCAUGCAGGGCAUGCUGGUGUGAGAGGAAGUGACGGUGAGACACAUUUCAAUUUGAAAGUUGUGUCAAAAGAAUUUGAAGGGAAGAGCUUGGUGAAGAGGCAUAGGCUCGUCUAUGGUUUGUUGCAAGAUGAAUUACAAAGCGGCUUGCACGCGCUGUCAAUUGUGGCAAAGGCACCGGCUGAAGUUGAUGCAAGAUGAGAGUGCCAAGGAUUUAUGGCUAAUAGGUUUAUUAUACCUUCUUGAUUACAUUUUAGUGAGUGCAAUAAAGAUUUUAGCUUAUAGGUUAUCAGGCACAAUGUUCCUAUAGGUGAAAGAAAGUGUUUAUCAAUGCUUGAGAAUGUGUUAACGUAUGAAUGCUUAUUGUUAAUCUUUACAGUGCUUAAAUGGACUGUUGAUUUUUAUUUAUUUAA